Molecule: messenger RNA, 1224 nt
Organism: Suillus subaureus
Lineage: Eukaryota; Fungi; Basidiomycota; Agaricomycetes; Boletales; Suillaceae
Exons: 4
Coding region: 1-1224 (407 amino acids)
Source: RefSeq, a predicted model, not a curated record
AUGUCGGAGAUUGAAGCAAGGGCGUGUCGUCGUCAAAACCUUAUUCAAUCCGACGCUGUAACGUUGUCUUUCCUAAUCCCGGCUCAUUUCCUUCUUGCCAUCAUGUCGUCGUCUGCACCACAAGCGACGUUAUCAACAUCCCCAACGACAGUAGCACCCACAACUGCUGUAACAUCACCCGGUACUAGUACUUCUACUCCUCCCACUACAACACCAACUACCAGCACUACUCCAUCAACGACAACAACGCCCACAUCGACGACCCCAUCAACUUCAGCAACAACACCAGCUACAACUCCCACAUCUUCCACAUCUUCCACGACAACUGGCAGCAAUGCACAAGCUUCAACUACCCCUGCAUUCGCAAGUACCACUCCAACAACAACCUCCAUGACAUCUGUUGCGACUACAUCCUUUACCCAAUAUACUAGCUCAACAAAUUCACUCGGAUCAACAAUCGUCAUCACAACAGAGAUAUCCACAACAACCUCAAUCCCUGUCUCAACUUCCUCCUCGUCCACAAACAACUCAUCAAACACCGGCCCAAUCGUAGGUGGCGUAGUCGGUGGUAUCGCCGUCAUCGCCAUCUUCGCCCUUAUCAUCUUCUGCUUACGCCGUCGCAGAAGGCGAGACGAGUUCGACGGCAACUUUGACCCCGAUCAUGUCAUUUCUCACCCUUCAGGGGGCGGGACUCUCCCCCAAAUCGACCUUGGCGAAGAAAAUGAGAUCACCCCUUACCCUGACCAUGGUGCCAGCAUGCGCCAAUACGGAGAAAGCCCCUACCUAACUACCGGUGCUGCUGCCGGCGCAGCGGCAGCUGCGAGUAUAAACCGCACAACUUCCCCACUCAGCUCUCCCUCCCAAUACAGCGACACCGCCACCACUGCUGCCGAGGGGUACCCUUCUCAGGGCUUCAUCCGCCCAGGCCCGGGCCAGUACCCCCAAGGCGGACCAAACAUGUACACAAUGCAGCAAGCAGACUGGCACAACCCACUCCCCCUCACAUCACCCGCACCAAGCGUCAGCAACGCCUCCUCCAGCAGCCGUGCAAUGAAGGAGAGAGAAGCUGCUGCUGGCCGUCAAGGCCUCGGCCUCGCUACUCAGCAAGAAGUCGACGGUGAGGGUUCUGGCGUUGUCCAGCACCAGGAUGCAGGACAGGUGCAUAGUGAAGAAGAAGGUGAACCGAGAGAUAUCCCCCCUGCGUAUGACUCUAUAAGGCAGUAG